GCAGGGAGCUCCGAAGUGUAAUAGCUGGGCAAAUUUGUAAACACGGAAACGCGGCACCGAUUAUCACAGCUGUGAAGGAUAUGUUUGUGGCGUCGAUGAGAACGCGUGAUCGCACGGCGGAAGAGACCCAACUGCGACGACGCCGACGCAAGGUUGUGUAUACAGGCAGCAGGAUCUCGUAACGUUGACUUGCCCCAGGAUCCCACGUUCCCGCUCGAGACUGCGGUAAGACGAUAGAAAACUUCGCAUGCGUCGCUAUAACGAGACAUUUCGUUCACCGGAUAUAUAUAUAUAUAACGACGAAAGAAGUGCGGCAGGUACACGUUCGCUCUGUCAAAGCGCGAGCACCGAAACUGCUCAGAAGGCGCCAAAGAAAAGAGACUAUCAAUCGUUCUUUCUUUCACCUUCUACUACACAAAGAAACUGCAUUACAGGCAUACGCACACAUACACAUAAAGAAAGUCCACAGUGGCACAGCCGAGGGUUCCUAAUCGGCACGGGAAAAUAACGCAUCUCGCACGUCUUGCGGCUUCGUGUCGUGUGGGCAGCGGGGGGCAAUCGACUUGGCCGCAGAACCGAUCGCCGCGUCAGGUCGUCCACGGGUAUCGGUGGCGCGGUUCCACCCCCCCUCCUUCCCCCACUACUUAUCGAGAAAACGUCGUCCGAGGAAAGCCAUAUAAGGCUGCAUCCAUAACACGUAUCGCGCGCGCGAGAGAGAGAGAGGAGUUCUCGAGACACAUAUAUGUACCGCUGCGCGGACACUCGACGGACCUUCGGGAAAUCCGCGUCGACGUCUCCUCGGAACGACGGGUCACCGAGCAACGACGAGCGACAACAACACAACGUGGCCCACACGUGCCCCGGCGCAGAGGACAAAAGAAACAUUCACGAACAACUGCACGAGCUCGGACCAGCAACGCAAGUAUGUGUUAAGUGUCUCCCAUCCCCCCCGCCGACGCCGUUAUCCGGUCCCGAGGAGGUCCCCGAUAAGACUACUACGUCGGCGGCGCACCGAUAAGCGGCCGGUGCGUUAAAGACCCUUCUUUCAAACUAAGGCAAGAAAGUCGAGUGUGGUGCCGCGGGGGGUUUGGGGGGCUACACACACCCACACAGUGCCGGCGCGCUAUGGCACCGUCAGCGGGUCUGGUGGUGGCCACCUGGGACGCCCUGCUGAGCCUUCUGGUCUGCACCCCGCUGGUGGUCGCCCACUGGCGCGCCGUCUGGUUCCUCCUGGACUGGUUCGUGCUGCCGCAGCGACCUCUGGUAAGCGGCUGGCUCUGCUGCGUCGUCGGCCACGCUUUCGUGCUGCUCGCCCACCUGGUCCAGCACAACCUCGGCUCGCUCGGAGACGUCGUCGCCGCAUCCCGCGACGUCAAGGGCCGGCAGCGCCGCCAGUGGCCGUGGCGGGAGUUUGCCGGUCGCCUCUACACCCCUCUGCUGUCGGUGGCCACGAUCGCGCAGUGGCGCGGCAUCUGGCUGCUCCACGACCUGUACCUCGUCGAGGCCGGUCCGCUGCCGUCGGCGCUGGUCUCGCUGGUCCUGGGCAGCGUGGGCCUGGCGCUGGCGGGCUCCCUAAAGACGAUGGCGGCCUCGCCGCCCUUCGCCUUCGGAAGCGACGUGCCGUGGGCCUACUUCGAGGCGCCGACGAGGCUCGGUCGCCGCCCGGACCGCGAAGGCGGCUGGCCCUGGUUCGUGGCCGACUGCGCCCUGACGGUGGUGGUGCUGCACACGUUGUUGAUUAGCGGAUGGAGGGGUCUCUGGGCCCUACUGGACGAGCUGAGGAGGUCGGCGACGGCGUCGCUCGUGUCCGGCGCCACGGCCGGGGUGUUGCUGCUGGUCGCGCAGGCGCCGGCGGGCAUCUUGUGGCAGCGCCUGGGCGGGGAGCCCAAAGCCCCCGAGAACGUCCUGAACGGGGAGGCUGGAGUUUCCAAGAUCAUGCUGGAAGGAGACGCCAGACCCUCCGAGAACGGUAACCCAAAACACUGCCACUCUGUAUGUCGCAAAACUGAAACCACAAGGUGGGUGGGCGGGGCACAGCUGUCAUUACUGGUCUACACAGUGCAGCUGUAUCACUUCUUGCUGCGCAGGGCUUCUGCUUUGCUGAAAGCGUGUAUCUUGUUUGGACGACGAUUGUUCGGAAUCAGAAUGCACUGCUGGUUGAAAAGUGUUGAGAACGUGGUUUACCCCAGCAUACUGAAUAUCCUUUACCUUAUGAGCAAUGUCUCCAAUAUUUCUUGUGAAUAGCGGCAAAAGGCCAAUGUGAGAUAGAGUCACAGUCUUGCAACAAAAUAAUGUAUUAGGUGCAGCAUAAUCAUCUAUAAAAGGUAAUACAUACUGUUAUACAGAAACGUCAGGCUGAUGCAAAUACACUUUAAUUGCUCCGCCAGUUGCAAUAUUUUAGCGUUCACGGCCUCUUCUUUCUUUUCCCCUUUUCCCACGUAGCAAUACUGCCACAGAUUCAAAAGGUUGCGUGAUCUGCCAGCUCCUCUGCUGAUAGAUGGGUCAGAUAUAAUGUAACACCCCGAGUCAUUACUCGUCCCCGAGAUUGAAUAAUUGCUUGGUCGACAGGAUGUACUGCUUUAAAUCAGCACAAGGACUACAAUAGAUGCUAAUUUGACAAAUUAUGACCAGCCGGUGUUUAGCAUGCACCCAACGCUCAAUACACGAACUGUCUUGCAUUCCACCCUGACAGAACAUGGCUGCUACUGUUGGGAAUCGAACCCACGACCUUGUGCUAGAUAGCAGAAAGAACAUUGUAGCCACUGUACCACCGUGGCAGGUUCAUCCUUGAGAUGCCCCACUCUGCCCCUUGUUAAAAAAUAUCAAUUUCACAAAUUGUGCCAAUACAUUCAAAACUCGAUUUAAUGAAGCAAUGACCACACUUGAAUUAUCUAGUUAAAUCGGCAAGUUUGCAAAAUCAAGAAAGGAAUUUUUAGGUCCUUUGAAAUUUAAAAUUGUAAUGUAGCGACACGCUACAGCUACUGCGGCAUCAUAUUUGCUGCUAAUCCAGCCGUCUGUUACAUAAACCAUGAACUAAUGAAAGCAACCACUGCCGCCCCUACAGAGACGAUGUUGAAUCCAUAGUUCCCUGCAUGGGCGUGGGGUGCAGCCUCAUCAAAAUAAAGCUAUGCCCACGAUUAGGGCUAAAUAAAUACUUGUAAGCUAAAUAAAAAACAAGCCAUGUUCACACUCUAACAAAGACAGGUAUAUUUAUUUUAGCGCCCUUAAAUAUCACAAGAUAUCAACAACAAACUAAAACACACAAAAGUUUGGGCAUGUUUUAAGGAACAAUAGUGCAAGGAAGGUUAAAAAAAGUAAUGUCAACAAA
Dermacentor albipictus is the source of this 3328-nucleotide messenger RNA. It is a transcript of the gene fusl, whose product is annotated as transmembrane protein fuseless. Lineage: Eukaryota; Metazoa; Arthropoda; Arachnida; Ixodida; Ixodidae. The record is from RefSeq and is a predicted model, not a curated record. Gene Ontology annotation, cellular component: presynaptic membrane. Gene Ontology annotation, biological process: neuromuscular synaptic transmission; neuron-neuron synaptic transmission; clustering of voltage-gated calcium channels.